AUGGAGAGUGAAUCAGAUUCAUUCCUGAGAAUCCUUCAAAAACGCCUUCGUAACCUCAAGAAAAAAGCCGAAAAAUUCGAGCAAAAGAAAAAGGACUCAGCUUCAUCUGGAAAAAAACUUUCCCCAGACGUUCUAAAACAGCAAUCUCAAGUGGAAAACUCAAUUCUUGAAGUUGAAAGAGCGAUGGCCAGUUUGCCUAGCGUCACACCUCCCACUACCAAGCCAGUGGAGCCAGAAAAACCUCAGGAAAUUGACUUGAGCCCAGAAGUUGUAAAUUUGUGGGCGGUCUGCGAAUUUUUGACACAUCCAGACAUCUACGCAAGCCUUGAUCCAGAAGAAAAAGAUAUGGCGGAAGGGCUGGAACGAAUCGCUAAAGAAGUUUCUGGGACUCCUGGAGCGAAGUUUGAAGAUAUUUUGAUAGCGACCAUUACACAUAUGGAAAAAUUAAGAUUAAGAUUAAGAUUACGAUAACUCUUGUAGACCCCCACUUAGCUUAGGAUCAAUCUAAACAAGCUCUUCCUUCAUGAAUUCCAUCCACUGGCUAACAGCUCUGAACAACGGUAGGUGGAAUCGGCCUAACCGUCGAACCGUUACAGUUGCCUAUGGCCGGGACGAGUCUCUCUUCAUGUCUUGAAUGCGAUUCAAGCACGCUUGGGGCUGCCGGAGCAGUCCCAAACGCUAAUUUCCUUCAGAAAGGUUGAACUUCCCUCACUAGGACAAGUAUAGGAGACGAGACCCCUAACUCAUACAUUCCAUUUUUAAUUGUGAUAUGGAAAAAUAUCUCACCCGAUCCCAGGCUUAUCUUGAAGGAUCCAAAAGCACCUACUUUAGUUUGAAUGAAUUCGUCAAUAAUAUCCUCAGGACCUUUAUAAACCACGUAAGACCAGAAACUCCUGUUCAAAAACCUGAGUUAACGCUGGAAACUGGGCCAGCUUGGAAUGGAAACUGGGAAGUCAAAGACGAAAAAGAUUGGGGAGAAGCUGCAGAAAUUAGAGAAGAGCCUGAAGAAAUUGUGGAAGAAAAGGUAGAGGAAGUGCAGGAAACAGUGGUUGAGGAAAAGAAAGAGGAAAUUGUGGAAGAACAUGUGGAAAUAAAAGAAGAAAAAUCGGAAGAAAUUGAAAAAAGCUAUGUGCCUGAGAGAGAAGAAGAAAAGAAAGUGGAGGAAGUCAAAAAAAAGCCCGGAAGUGAUCAAGACGAAUUUGUGGAAGUUAAAAGCAGAAAGAAGCAAAAUAAAGCUGAGAAAGUUGAAAAAAGCGAAAGAGGAGGCAAAGGGGAUAGAGGGGAAAAAAGAGGCCAAAGAAGAGGUCAAAGGUACAGACGCAAAGCAUAA
Messenger RNA from Blepharisma stoltei, 1330 nucleotides. Lineage: Eukaryota; Ciliophora; Heterotrichea; Heterotrichida; Blepharismidae. The record is from the annotation of a GenBank genome assembly.